AUGCUGGGAGCCAUCAUCGCGCUUGCUAAUGGCGUUGGACCCUUCUUAGGCGGUGCAAUCGUUCAAUCUGCGACUUGGCGAUGGGUCUUCUGGAUGAUACCCAUCAUCACUCUACCUACUACAGCAAUUAUCUGGUUCUACCUCCCUCUCAAGCAUCGAUCCGGAGAAUACAUGGCGAAGAUAAAAAAGAUCGACUACGGAGGCAUCGUUCUCAACAUUGCAUCGACACUACUACUUCUGAUCCCCAUAUCUGGAGGAGGCGUCACAUAUGCCUGGACAUCAGCGUUCUUCAUCGCCACCGUCAUCAUCAGUAUCUUUCUAGCCGUCCUCUUCGUUCUGUUUGAGUGGAAAUUGGCAAAACUGCCAAUCAUGCCUCUUCGACUCUACCGCGCGCCCCAUUGCUGGGCGCUGUAUCUGCAGUCUUUCUUGACGGGUUUGGCUUACUUCGGUAAUUUCUUCUAUCUACCGCUGUACUUCCAAUCGGUCCUUGGAUAUGACGCGUUGGUCGCCGGUGCUCUGAUCUUAGCGGUCGUCAUUCCGACAUCGCUCACGUCUAUCCUUUCGGGGCAGUACAUGAGUCGCGUCGGAAGUUACAUGCACUGCAUCCUAGCUGGUUUCGCUCUAUGGACGCUUGGAAAUGGCCUCACGCUUAUUUUCGAUCGGAAAACGAAGCUAGGGCCUCUGAUAGGCAUUCUCAUCGUUGAGGGCGCAGGUAUUGGGUUCACUCUGCAGCCUACACUCGUGGGAAUGUACGCGAAUGGUCGCAGCGAGGACAGAGCAGUGACGACUGGCUUGCGGAACUUUAUCCGCACAAUCGGCGGCGCAUUUGGCGUUGUCAUUUCAGGCGUUAUUCUAUCAAACACGCUGAACAAAGAGCUUGGAGGAAGGGGUAUCGUGUCCCACGACACGAUCGCUCAAUUGACGUCAUCGACAUACUCGUUGAGCAGUAUGGGCUUGUCGCAGCAGGAUCAGGAUAUCAUUCUGGAUGCAUACAUGAAGGGUCUGUACUACACAUUCCUCUUCUUUACGGUAUGCACGGGACUAAGUCUGCUUCUGACGUUUUGGGUUGGGAACACGAGCCUCAAAUCGCCAGCGAAAAGUGAGGACGCGUCGGGUUCAGCAGAUCGAGAGAUGACGGAAGAGGAUGAGAGACCUGGACAGGUUGAUCUCGAAAAGGCGCAGCGAUAG
Fusarium musae is the source of this 1188-nucleotide messenger RNA. RefSeq lists its product as uncharacterized. The record is from RefSeq and is a predicted model, not a curated record. The transcript has a single exon. Bases 1 to 1188 code for a protein of 395 amino acids. Lineage: Eukaryota; Fungi; Ascomycota; Sordariomycetes; Hypocreales; Nectriaceae. Gene Ontology annotation, molecular function: transmembrane transporter activity. Gene Ontology annotation, biological process: transmembrane transport.